UGUUCACAGAUAACAUAACAAUACCCCGCGAUAACAGAUUAAACGUUUAAAGGAGCGGGCAAACGGGAUAUAGAUUAGGCAGCGUAAGGUUGGACAUUUUCGAACUGACGCUGUGACAUUGUUUGGAUAUAUUAAACACCACUGUGAAAAUGGGUUUGAAGACGUUUUUGUUGAUUCAGACCUUACUAGUGUUGAUUUUGGGAGUUGAGUACAUAAGUAUGGCUGCAACAUCACCUGCGUCAAGCAUGACAGGAGGCGUAUCAUUAGCCAACAAUACCUCGAAGAUAGAAACACCAUCGACAUCACCAACACCAGUAAAAUCAUCAGCAACACCAUCGCAAACUACAACAGGAAGAGCGUCAUCAACAACAACAAUGGCACCUAAAUCAGGCAGAGAAGGAGACGCAACAAAUUCCACCAACAUAACAACCACAAGUUCAUCCACAAAAACAACAUCGAACUCAGUAACUACAACAAAACCAACAGCAACCAAAACACCAACUACGACAACCGAUACGUCGACAGUGUCAACGGGCCAAACUAACGGCACAACACCAGUUACUAAUUCAAGCACUUCUAUUAAUGCAGCUUCCGGAAACAGCAGUACAACACCAACUGUUAAUACAUCGUCGACCAUAAAGGAAACAACAAUUACGGAGACUCCAAUGACCAGUGAACCUACGACAGCACCUGUUCCAAUCAAUUCAACGUCAGCAAAUAUGAAUACUACAGUUGCUGAUGUUAAAAAUAAAACAACUACUGCUAAUCCAAAUACAUCCACUCAAUCAUCAGCCAGCACAACCGCCCCAUCCUCCACUCCAGCAACAAGUGCAGCUGCAACAACAACUACUGCUGACCAUAACGCGACAUCCCCAAGCACAGCAAUCCCGACCUCAACUCCAGCAACAAAUACAACAUCACCUACUGCUGACCAUAACGCGACAUCCCCAAGCACAGCAAUCCCGACCUCAACUCCAGCAACAAAUACAAAAACACCUACUGCUGACCAUAACGCGACAUCCCCAAGCACAGCAAUCCCGACCUCAACUCCAGCAACAAAUACAACAUCACCUACUGCUGACCAUAACGCGACAUCCCCUAGCACAGCAAUCCCGACCUCAACUCCAGCAACAAAUACAACAACACCUACUGCUGACAUAAACGCAACAUCUCCAAGCACAGCAACCCCGACCUCCACUCCAGAAACAGAUUCAGAAGCUACUGUUUCGCAAACAACAGAAACUGUAACCCAAACUGAUACGACCAAGCCUGCAAAUACAACAAACGCAACAACUAGCGCACCGCAAUCAACAGACGCAGUAACAACACUCGACAACAGCACGACCCCAAAAGUUACUACCACAAAAAGCACGACUGGUACAAGCGAGAUGACAACAGUUACUGAAGAACCGACUACUACAGCGGAAGCCAUCUCAACAACAACGACAACGAAGUCACCAACAACUACAGAUAUUGAUGAAUGCGCUAGUGAUCCUUGCCACAACGGAGCCACAUGCAAUGACCUUGUGAAUAACUUCACGUGCAUAUGUGACCCGGGGUACAGUGGACUCACCUGUGACGAAAAUAUAGACGAAUGUUCGAUAAAUACACAUGAUUGCAGCCGGGACGCGAUCUGUACCGAUACCGACGGAAGCUUUAACUGCACGUGUAGGACUGGAUUUGAAGGAAAUGGGAAAACAUGCACGGAUAUUGAUGAAUGCGCUAGUGAUCCUUGCCAUAACGGAGCCACAUGCAAUGACCUUGUAAAUAACUUCACGUGCAUAUGUGACCCGGGGUACAGUGGACUCACCUGUGACGAAAAUAUAGACGAAUGUUCGAUAAAUACACAUGAUUGCAGCCGGGACGCGAUCUGUACCGAUACCGACGGAAGCUUUAACUGCACGUGUAGGACUGGAUUUGAAGGAAAUGGGAAAACAUGCACGGAUAUUGAUGAAUGCGCUAGUGAUCCUUGCCAUAACGGAGCCACAUGCAAUGACCUUGUAAAUAACUUCACGUGCAUAUGUGACCCGGGGUACAGUGGACUCACCUGUGACGAAAAUAUAGACGAAUGUUCGAUAAAUACACAUGAUUGCAGCCGGGACGCGAUCUGUAACGAUACCGACGGAAGCUUUAACUGCACGUGUAAGACUGGAUUUAAUGGAGAUGGGAAAACAUGCACGGAUAUAAAUGAGUGUGAGAAUUCCACCCUCUGUACGCCAGGAAAAUGCUUCAACGUACAAGGCUCGUUCAAAUGCUACUGUGGUAAUAGUGGAAUGACAGGAGAAUAUUGCAAAAACGAUAUUAAUGAAUGCGAUGAACCAUCGCCCUGUGAUAACCACGCGGACUGCCAGAACUAUGACGGUGGGUACAACUGUUCGUGCCGGUCUGGGUUCCGAGGAGACGGCCACAACUGCAUACGUGAAGUACUACUCAGCAUUUCACAAGGACAAAGGCAAACUUCAGGGGACGAUCAAGUUUUUGGACCGUUUCGUCUCGAGAACGGCAUUCCGUUUUAUGGAAAACUGUAUGAUACUUUUUAUGUAAACGUAAAUGGAUUUAUAACGCUUGGUCGACCUCUACAAAAAACCUAUCCACCCCAAACUUCUGAGGAAUGGAAGACGUAUGAUUUCCCAAUUAUUGCACCGUUUUGGUCCGACAUUCAGUUGGGAUCCAGUGGAUAUAUAGACAUUCAACCAAAGGCAAACGUUGCAGACUUGGAUGAAAUUAAUACUGCGUUUAAUUUAUCUUCUCUUAACCCUAGUCAAGCCAUUGUGGUCACAUGGAAACAGGCGGUGCCGUACCCAAGUUCACAGAACGAGAAAUACGAAGUAGCCGAUUUCCAGGCUAUAAUUGCUACGACCUCAACUGAAACAUUUUUAAUGUAUAAUUUUGACCGUCAAAACUUUUCUUGGCGAAAUGACUUGGACCGAAUAGUCUCAAUUUCAUACUCUGGAGCUACGAAUAAUAUAAAUACCGCCUUCAACAGUGGAAACUUCACAAAAGCAAACAUGAUAUCCAACAUUGGAUUCGAUGGUCGAUGGAGAUUUAACGUCACCGCAUCGGGCACUGAAGCUUUGGCCAAGUUGAAAUGCUAUGAACGUUCUAAAGGGAAGAACUUGAAGGCUGUGAUUCAAAAUGCAACGCUGCAUGCUCGACCGUGUCCUUGUACAUUAGCCCAAGCACAAAUGGAUAACAGAUACAGAUAUAAGGAAUAUGUUGGCGGUGUAGUUAAAUACACAACAGUCUUUCCGUCUUAUCUUGCAUACAAAGACCGGGAUUUAAAACUAGACCAAAGCUGUCAUUAUAGCAGCCUGGACAGUACGCUUUUAAAGGGAUAUCCGGCAGGCGGAUAUUUGGAGAUUAUUAACAAUACAGAAUUUGAUGACUUUAAGUCACAUUGUUGUGCAGAUUCCAAAUGCAAUGAAAUAUUCUAUUUGCUGAACCCUCCUGACACGUGCUCAAGCUACAGACCGCCAUCCUGGGCGCCAUCAUGGGGUGACCCACACAUUAAAACCAUCGACGGGGCUGAAUAUACAUUCAAUGGUCUUGGAGAUUUUACACUUCUUAAAACAGAGUCUGGAGACAAAUCGUGUGAAAUACAGGCCCGCACUGAGUAUGCGCGUGCAGGGAACACUGAUGCUACAAUAUUUACUGGUGUCGCAAUGAAGGUUGGAGGAAGUGACACUGUGGUGGUAUUAUUGAAUACGACGACGGAAACAGCAAAAAUUUAUAGUAAUGGUACAUUUGUGAACGAUUUCCCGCACAAUUUCACAGUAGACAACAUUGCUGUCCAAAGCCGAGGGGACAAUCUUCUUGUUUUGACUUCUGCAGUAGGAGUUUCUUUGCAAGUGACCAUCACAAACAUACUUGACAUUGUUGUGAGUAUUCCGUCUGAAAAGGAUCAUUUCAACAAAACUAGUGGUUUGCUUGGCAACAAUGAUGGAAUUAAUACAAAUGAUUAUAUUGCCAAAAAUCACACGCAAUAUGAUUUCGGAAGCAAUGAAGAAAAGCUCUAUUCCUUUGGAAUGUCAUGGAAAAUAACCACAAAGAAUGAAUCAAUAUUUUUUGAUGAACUUUAUAACACAAUCCACGGCGGAACUCCGAAAUUUCUCAGUGAUUUAAAUGAUGAAGCUAUUAUAACGUACUUAAAUUCAACUUGUCCUGAAAUUAACCUUACCAGUGUUUUUGACAAUUGUGCCAACAACUCGGCCUGCCUUGUUGAUACAAUUGGAACAUGCGAUGAGGCAUUUGGGAAACGUUCAAAAGAGACACAAGAAACAGCUAAUGGAGAGGCUUCAGUACUUCAAAACUUGCCGCCGAACAUAACAACCGUUGGCAACACUAACGUACUAAAAUUUUACUACAAUACGACAUUUAAUAUUUCACUUGGUGUCACUGAUGACGACCUAAAGGAAGUGAAGUGCGAAACAGACAUUCCGGAAGAUAUGUUCACAUUUGAUAAUUCUUCAUAUAACUUCAUUGUUAAACAAGAUUUUCUAGAAAAACUUCGCAAUGAUUCGCAUGAAUAUAAUGUAAGAUUUGUAGCCACCGAUGAAAAGAAUGCAUCCAGUGAAUUAGUACCUGUCAUUCACUACUGUGGAUGCAACACGCGCGAGGAGUGUGUCUUCACAUUUGUCGAUGUAGAUGGAACAGUUAACGGCUCAUUUUACAAAGCACGAUGCAACUGUUCCGAGGAGCGUUCGGGUGCAUAUUGUCAAAGUAACUCGUGCACGAAUUGUUAUAAUGGAAGCGAAUGUGUGAAUGGUAGCUGUCCAUCUUGUCCUGCUGGACUGUCCGGUCAUGGGAUAAAAUGUUUUGAUAUUGAUGAAUGCGCAAGUACAUGUCAACAUGAACACAGCUAUUGUACAAACACUGUCGGUUCUUUUACAUGUGGAUGCGAAUCUGGCUACAAGAUUGAUACAAAUGAACUAUGUUCAGAUAUAAAUGAGUGUCAGAUUGGAACUGAUAAAUGCUUAGACAGCCAAUAUUGCAUCAACACCAACGGUUCCUUCAGGUGUGACUGCAAACCAGGAUUUGCAAAAGAAGACCAUAACAAUGGCACUAUAACUUGUAUAAAAAGCGAAGGUCGUUCUUUCGCCGGAUAUUUGAUAAUUGAAGUUGAUCCUUCUUUUAUGUUAAAUGACACAAACAUUGAAAACAGCAUCAAAGUGUUUAUGGAGAAAAAUGUGUUUAACACAAUCCCUGGUGUCUACAUUGAAGUUUAUUUGCAACAAGUAGAAAGAAGGAAACGUGCCGCCGAAAGAACAAAACGUAGAGCGCAGUUUGUAGUGCAUUCUACGAAAAAUCAAACGAUAACAGAAGAAGACAUUUCGAAAUCAUUCAAAGAUUAUUUCACAAAAAACGAAGUUCUUGAUAUUCCAGUGGAAAUAUACAAUGAAAUUCAUUUUUAUAACGACUCUGCAGGGGGCCAGUGCAAUAUUCCUGGAACUCACGAAUGUUCUGCCGCCACAACGCAUUGCGCAUCUUUCAGUGGGUCGGUUCGCUGUGUCUGCAAUGCGGGGUAUAAGGAAUGGGAUAUACCCGGUAUUAGCUGUAAAGAUAUUGAUGAAUGCCAAAAUUCUUUGACUGUUUGUUCUGGAGGAGAGUGCAGUAAUACCUUAGGAAGUUAUAGUUGCACGUGUAAUCCGGGGUUUAGUUAUGAUGGGAAUUCUACGUGCAUUAAUUUGUGUUCAUCACAUCCUUGUCUUAACGGAGGUACCUGUUACUCUGGUCAGGUGGAAGGACAAUACGUAUGCAAAUGCAGUGAUAAUUGGGGUGGACAGCAAUGUGGAGAUGAAAAUUCUGAAAACAAAAAGUUAAAAACAAUUGCAAUUGCUGUCGGCGCGACUCUAGGGGCCGGCUGCCUUCUUCUACUGUGUGUCAUGUUUGGAAUGUACAGACGAAACAGGACAAGGUACCGUUACCUAGACAGUUAUAUCCGCCGGCCCAUCUCUAGAUCCGAAGACCACGACGAUAAUUACGACCUAACAGGAUCAACAACGUUCAACAACUCUGAAAUACGUCUUAAGAAGAGAGAGUUCCCCAUCGAUGAUGGUGAUACCCCCUCAAACUUCAGUAUCCCUCGGCCUCAGGUUUCCUCCAAUAAAUACAGGCAGUCUGAGGUUCCCUCGGCGUAUGAUUUUGGAGGAAAUAACGAAAGUGGAAAGGAUGACGAGGAGAGACCACUUACUAAGUCUUCAAGGAGGUCAGACACCGGUGAGAGCCUUGGGGCAGAAAAUCCUUCCUUCUUGCACAGUGGUGCCUCUGCCAAUGUUAAGACAAACCGAUCUAGUCGAGGGUCGUACGAAUACUUCUGAUGGCCAUCGUCCUAAUCCACGCAACAUUACUUCUAUUAUUUUACGUAGUUACUAAAUGGAGUUAAACCUUACAAAUAGCUAUGGCACUGAGAACGCUGAUGAUAUGUUAACGGAACAGAGUCUAACUCAGUGGUCAAUUUGACAAUCUUAAAUAUACAUAUUUAUUUAACACACCUUUAUACAAUUGAAGGGAUAUUAUCUGCUAUAAGUUAGGACAUUGUUUGUACAUACCGUAAUUACCUUAUUUAAUGACAGUAUUUAUUAAAAAAACCAUAUGACCUUAAGUGUGCCAAAACAUCCAAUAUAAAUGCAAGUACAGAUGUUUAAUAGACAGGGAAAAUCAAAACCCCAUUUCUUCUAUAGAUGAUCAAAAUGUACCAUACCUAUAUAUUAUACAGACUUACUUGUUUUAGUUAUAGCAAUUCUAGUGUUUAAAGCAUUACUAUUUAUGUAAGUAAGAUAAACUGCUGUUCACGUAAAGCCAUUAUCAACGACAAGUUCACUUAAAUGUUAUAUUGUAGCAUCUUUUUGAUUUGAUAUGCUUUAGUUAUUUAGUUGUUUCCUCUCCUCUUUUUUUAAAUUAUAUAAACAGUUAUUAAUGAUCAGUAUUUAAAUAAAAUGUGAAACUUAUGCUUGCAGGGGCAUAUAUUCAGCGACGGAAUAAGUCUGGUUUUGUCAUUCAAGACUCGAUAUCUUUAUUCAUUGUUAAAUUGCUUUGUAUAACAUAGCUUCCAAAACAUACAGAUGACAAGAAAAAAAUAUAUGUAUAUCGGCAUGAUUUAUCGGCAAACCUUGGAAAUAACCGACUGACAGCAAAACCAUAAAAAAUAUUACAAUAUUGCUUUCUGUUGAUUUAUAGAUAUUUAUCAGUGAAAUAAAUUAAUGUUUUACAGUUACAAACAAUGAACAUUUCAAUUUAAAAAAUUGUUAGGUUUAACCUGUUUAAAUAUUAUCUCUCUCUCGCGACCAAAUUAAAUUUCAAUGCGAAAAGGGCUGAGAGAAGUCAUUUUCGAAAUGACGUCACGGUCGCAUACAAAUGGGCGCGCUUUUCAGAAAAGCAACAUUUAAAUUUUAUUUUAUAUUCUUUUUAAGGAAAAGAAUGUUUUUUUACAUGUUAAUAGAGUUGUAUGUAUUUGACUUAUAAUACAAAUACAGUUGUCAUAGUAUGAUAUUGUAAAUUUGAUGUGAUUUUAUAAACACGUUUUUCCUUGUAGAUCAGAGAUAAAUAAAUACGUGCCUUUUUGCGUUGAAUAUUAUAUAAUCAGGGUGUAUUUUUGUAUUUUUUAUUUGAUUCACUUUGAAUUCAUUAAAUACAGGGGCGUAUCUUUAGCAUUUUAAUUAUAGUUACGGACCCAUGAAAGAGCUAUUGAUAAGUGUAAAUCUUUCAUAAGAAUAGUCACAAUAUGUUAUACGGGGAUGGAGAAGGAGAGAUAUCCCUUACCCUUCGACAUUUUUUUUAAUAAUAAUGACACGAAAGAACCAUUUAUAAGCAUUCUAAGCGCAAACAUUCAGUUGAAAUGCGACAAACUGUUACCAGUAAAAAGAACAUGGCCUUCAGAUUUUUUUACUACUGAUCUCGAGAUUUAAUUGCUAUUUUAGGGGAACCAAACCUGCCAUGUUCGCUCCGGACGUACUGGAUAGGUACGCCUCUGAAAUAAAUUUAUAUAUGUUUUUGCAUGUGCCUUUCAAAUAAGGGUGUUGAAUGAUUAUUAUUUUCCUGAGUCUAUUUUUCUCUCAAUAAAACACCUUAUGAAAGUGAAUAACUGUAGGUUUGUUUACGCAAGUGUUGUUGAAUGAGUGAUAUACACAAUAAUAAUGAAUCUGUGAGAAUAUGAACAUAAUAAAAGGAGAUUUCUAAUGGCUUAUGAGCCGUCAUGAUUGUUUUAACUUCAUUGUUACACAAAAAAUAAAAUAUAUACUCAUA
Mya arenaria is the source of this 8241-nucleotide messenger RNA. RefSeq lists its product as uncharacterized. Gene Ontology annotation, molecular function: calcium ion binding. The record is from RefSeq and is a predicted model, not a curated record. The transcript is spliced from 40 exons. Lineage: Eukaryota; Metazoa; Mollusca; Bivalvia; Myida; Myidae. Gene Ontology annotation, biological process: cell-matrix adhesion. Bases 150 to 6317 code for a protein of 2055 amino acids.